Molecule: messenger RNA, 3436 nt
Organism: Condylura cristata (star-nosed mole)
Lineage: Eukaryota; Metazoa; Chordata; Mammalia; Eulipotyphla; Talpidae
Gene: CLMN
Product: calmin (calponin-like, transmembrane)
Exons: 12
Coding region: 2-2989 (995 amino acids)
Biological process (GO): nuclear migration
Cellular component (GO): nuclear outer membrane; cytoplasm; meiotic nuclear membrane microtubule tethering complex
Molecular function (GO): actin filament binding
Source: RefSeq, a predicted model, not a curated record
CAUGCCCUUGUUUUCAGUUGAGAGGGAGAUUGUACAGAAGAGGACCUUCACUCGAUGGAUAAAUCUGCACCUGGAGAAGUGCAACCCGCCUCUGGAAGUGAAAGAUCUGUUCAUCGACAUCCAAGAUGGCAAGAUCCUGAUGGCUUUGUUAGAAGUACUGUCUGGGCGGGAUCUGCUGCACGAGUAUAAAUCCUCCUCCCACCGGAUUUUUCGGUUGAACAACAUAGCAAAAGCACUUAAGUUUCUGGAAGACAGCAAUGUAAAACUGGUUAGCAUUGAUGCGGCCGAAAUAGCGGAUGGCAACCCCUCUUUGGUUCUGGGGCUGAUAUGGAACAUCAUCCUCUUCUUCCAGAUUAAGGAGCUCACAGGCAACCUCAGCAGAAACUCUCCAUCUUCCGGCCUGUCACCCAGCCUGGGGGCCACAGAUUCAGACUCCUCCUUCCCACCCACGCCCACCACAGAGAAGAGCUCGGCCAUCUCGGUGAAGGACCAGCGGAAGGCCAUCCGGCUCCUGUUGGCCUGGGUGCAGCGGAAGACAAGGAAGUAUGGCGUGGCGGUGCAGGACUUUGCUGGCAGCUGGAGAAGCGGGUUGGCCUUCUUGGCGGUGAUCAAGGCCAUCGACCCCAGCCUGGUGGACAUGAAGCAGGCCCUGGAGGAGUCCAUGCGGGUAAAUCUCGAGAAAGCUUUCAGCAUCGCCCACGACGCCCUUCACAUCCCCAGGCUCCUGGAGCCAGAAGACAUCAUGGUCGACACCCCUGAUGAGCAGUCCAUCGUGACUUACGUGGCCCAGUUUCUAGAACGUUUCCCGGAGUUGGAAGAGGAUUUUGAGGAUCCAGAGAAAGAAGCUCCUAUUGAAUCCACCUUUGUCCGCAUCAAGGAAUCCCCUUCUGAACAGGAGAGCAAAGUCUUCCUUCUGACCGAAAAUGGGGAGCGUUCCUACACUGUUAACCAUGAGACUAGCCACCCACCCCCAUCCAAGGUCUUUGUCCCUGAUGAGCCAGAGAGCACUGACGAGCCUGAGAAAAGCCUCUUGAGUGACAUGUCCUGCCAUGCUCUGUCAGAUAGUGCUUCUGAGUUCAUGCACCAGAUCAUCGACCAGGUCUUCCAGGGGAUCUCAGCAGAUAGCAGCAUCAGCGAGACAUCUCCAGAAUCUUCCAUUCUGUUAUCCAGAAAGGAUAAUCGGAGGGCCAACUCCUUGCCAAUCAAGAAGACUGUGCACUUUGAGGCCGACACCUGCAAGGAUGCCUCCUGCAGCAAGGACUCUUUCUACAGCCAAGACCUUCAUUCCGAAGAGGGCGCCCAAGGGGCACAGGAGUUGCUGAAGCAGGAGGGACAGGUCCCGGUGGUGGAGGUUGCUGAGGAGAAGCCACAAGAGGAAGCCCCAGGGAUCCUGGAAGCCUCUGCGGACGACUUCACUUGGGUGGAUGGGAAUAUGGAUCAUUCUCUGACUUCCCAGACUAGUCCCUCCUGGAACGGGGAGCUGGAGUGUGCAGCCAGCCCUAGUGAAGACGGGCCUCCCCUGUCAUCCCCCGAGGAAAACACCCUCCUGGCCGAUUCCCUGGAGAUCAAGGUUAAGCUGCUGACUGCCCAAGCUUUGGGCAAAGAAGACUAUUUUGAAGGUGUGCCACUAAAAGCCUCUAAAUUUAACAGCGACCUUGUCGAUUUUGCCUCCACCAGCCACCAGCAGACUUUCAACAAGGCCCCUCCUUCUCCGGAGAGAAAAGCAGCCGAGCAGGAGGUUUUGGAGGAGAAUCAUGAAGAGAAGUUGGGCAAAAGGAAGAGCAAAUCUGCCCACAGAAAGCAGGAUUCGGAUGAGCCGCAAGACAAGUAUGUCCAGCACAACCCUCACAAGGACCCUGGCCCAGAAGCCCUCGGCUCUCCUUGGGCCCCAGAGGAGGCCCUGGGGGGUAAGAAGGCCAAGGUGUGUGAGAAGACCAAGCACAAGUCCCCCUCGCACUGGCAGGGCAAUGAGCCUGGGGAGGCGGGGGCCCCCAAGCAGCUUGGGGGAGAAUUGCCCUCCAACCCGCCCAGCAGCAAUGUCAGCCUGGAGACCCUUGGGAGUCCCAGCGAAGAACGCCUGGACUUCAAACCCUCCCCGCCGCUCUCCAGGAUCUCCAUCAUCCCCCACGACCUCUUCUACUACCCGCACUACGAGGUGCCUCUCUCUGCAGUGUUGGAGGCCUAUGCGGAAGGCCUGGAGGAUUUGAAAAAUGAAGAAAUGGACCUGGAGGAGCCAGAGGCCUACCUGCAUGGCCUGGAGGCUGGGGAGGAGGCCCAGGAGGCUGAGGAGGCUGAGGAGGCCGAGGCCGAGGUCUCCCAGAGCCCCGGCAGCUUCCUGGGGCUGGGCAAGGACCACCCCCAGCAGAGCGACCAGGCCCCCUCUCUGCACUGGAGUGCCGAAGCUCCCCAGCCAGCCUCUGAACACACUCCCCCACCCUCCCAAGAGGCCCAGCAGCAAAGGGAGGCUGAGGAAGGUGCCCCUGCCGAGAGCCAUCAGGAACCCUCCAACUCAGAAAACAUAGCAAACCCUUUAGAAGAAAAUGUACUGGGAAAGUCGAUCAGCAGUAAAAAGAAGGAGAAAAGGAAACAUGUGGACCACGUAGAAAGUUCCGUCUUCGUCGCGCCUGGAGCUGUCCGGUCCUCCGACGACCUCGAAGAGGACACUGGUGACCACAAAGCCCUUUCCAGGACUAGUCACAGCGACUCCAGUAUUUACAUUCGACGCCAUAGUAAUAGGUCCCUGGAAUCGGAUCAUUUUAGCCACAUUCAACUGAGGAAUGCAGCUGGAAUGGAUGACAGAGGAAAUGGGAUGUUAACCAGGAAGGCCAGCCACGCUGGAGAAGCCAGGCUGCGGGCAGGCCCGAGCCCAGAGAGCGACUCGCUGACCCAGUUUGUCCAGCAGCCGGACAUGAUGUAUUUUAUCCUGUUCCUCUGGCUACUGGUGUACUGCCUGCUGCUUUUCCCCCAGCUGGACGUCAGCAGACUCUGAUGCGCGUGCCUGGAUAAUAAAGAAGACUGCACCCUCACGGGGGCUGGGGCUCCUUUGACUUCUUUCCUCUGGGUUCUGAAUCGGGCACCCAGCAGACGGUUGAGGACCCCGAGGAAACAGACUCCUCACCCCUCCCCUUUGCGUCCACGUGGCCUUUUCCUCUUGUGAGUCCUAAACGUGCUCUUCUGUCUGGCUCUGUGCAAAGCUCAGGUGUGUGCUGUGUCCCGGGGGCGCUGCUUCUGGCCUUGCUGGUGGGUGUUGAGCGUCUCACUAAUACUUGUGUGGCCAGGGCCUGGCUUGCAGCUCGUGCCCCAUACGGGUUUUCAAGGAAUGGUCUGGGUUACCUCGCUGAGGAGCUUCCCUGGUGAGGAAGAGGGUACAUGCCCCAAGCAGAGACUUCUGGGGUGAAACUGUCGCAGGGGAGUGGAGGUGCCGGGGCAGGUGGAG